UAUAUGUGCUCUUGAUAACAGCUUAUGACUUUUGCUGAAUGCUAUUUAGUCUGCACAUAAACGCCGUUGCGAAUGAGUUCAACUUAGCAAAGUGAAAGAAUAAAAACAACAUCAACACCUAUCGCCAAAUGUCAAGAGCAUCCAGCACACUUACCUACAGUGUUGCCAUCGGUGUGGGUGUAACACUCGCAUCUGGCCUGGGUUACUACUGGUAUUACCUGCAAUGGAAGAAACGCAACGCAGUGCCUGAAAAAUGGCGUCGUAUUGGCACUUUGGACCAAAUCAAUUUAUACCCCAUUAAGUCGUGUGCACCGUUAACACUAGAUGCCAGCGCAGCGUUUGCGUGCGAUAUGCUCGGCUUGAUGCUUAAUGGCUGCCGCGAUCGCGCACUAAUGGUGAUCAACGAUUCAAAUGAAAUGAUCACCGCGCGCGUUUAUCCACGCAUGGUAUUGAUUGCUACAAAGUUGGUUGGAUUACAGCGAUUGCAAUUGAGCGCACCUGGCAUGGAGCCGAUCGAGUUGGAUUUGGGCGCUUUGAAGGCAGAGGGUGAGCAAAUAAAAACCAUGGUUUGGAGCACCACCGUAUACGUGCGACCAGUCGGAGCUAAAUAUGACAAAUGGUUAUCCAAUUAUCUACUGAAUAAGGGUAGUGGUAUGCGACUGGCCCACUAUCCAUUGGAGAAACCCGUGAAGGCGAUCAAUUCACGCAUGUUGCGUCAGCCAUUCAUUUUAAAGGAGGAUCGUGGAACUUUUAAUGACGCCACCAGCUACAUGCUUAUGAAUUUGGCCUCGAUUAAAGAACUAAACACACGCAUACCCCGUUCGGUAGAUCCAUUGCAGUUUCGUGGAAGCUUCCACCUGAAAAUGGACACCGACGAGCCAUAUGCCGAAGAUCACUGGCAGUGGGUGAAGAUUGGCGACGAGGUGAUUUUCCGUGUAGUGGCACCCUGCACUCGCUGUAUAUUCCCGAAUAUAAAUGUGGUGACAGCAGAGCGGGACCCCGAUGGCGAACCGUUGAAUACAUUGAAGAAGUAUCGCUUGUUUGAAGGCUAUAAAUCGCCGGCACUUGGUAUUCAUCUGGGUUUACGCUUUGCAGGUACCAUCAAGACGAACGCAGUUGUGUAUGUAGAAGAUAAGUCAAACUGCGUUAAAUCCCAUAGGUUGCUUUUCCAUUUAAUUGCACAUUUUCUCGUCUUAGAUUCAACCAGUGGAAUUUCCACCAAAAUGCUGGUCAGCUUUGGCGUUGGCAUUGGAGUGACUGCCGUAUCGAGUGCUUCUUAUUUAUACUACAAAUACUGGAAGCAAGAUGUCAUGCCAGAAGAAUGGCAGCGUGUGGGCAUCUUAGAAAUGCUCGAAUUCUUCCCAUUGAAAUCAGGAGCACCACUCAAAAUGCCAGAAGACACUGAACUGGAAUGUGAAGUGCUGGGCCUACGUUACGAGGGCGUUCGCGAUCGUGCGCUGAUGCUGGUCGAUAGUAACAAUUUAAUGUUAACAGCUCGUGGCUACCCUAAGAUGGUUUUGAUUGCUUCGAAACUGGUAACACCAACAAAGCUAGAAAUCAAUGCACCCGGCAUGGAAACACUGGAAUUAGAUUUUAGUAAGCUGAUUAAUGAAGCGCCGGGCAUCGAUAUACACACAUCGGUAUUUGGUGCUCCAUUGGAUGCGAUGUUGUGCGGUGAAAAAUAUGACAGAUGGUUCUCGCAAUACAUUUUGAGUCAGGAAAACGGAGUGAAGCUGGUGUACUAUCCCUAUCCGAAACCAACGAAGCCAAUUGACAAAGAUUUAGCCAAGGAACCACAUAUAAAAAAAUAUGAUACGGGUGCCUUCGCUGAUGCUACUAGCUAUAUGCUGAUGAAUUUAUCAUCAAUUGAAGAUCUCAAUAAACGACUCCCGCGUCCAGUACAGCCAAUUCAGUUUCGAGGCGGUUUCUAUUUAAAAAUGGAUAAGAACGAACCCUAUGCUGAGGAUUCAUAUGAUUGGAUAAAAAUUGGCCAGCAGGCAGUGUUCCGUAAAGUAGCGCCAUGCCGACGAUGUAUUUUACCCAACAUCAACCCAGAAACCGGAGAGCGCGAUCCUGAUAAUAAUCCAUUGAAAACUCUAAAAACGUAUCGUUGCUUUGAAAAGAACCCAAGCCCUGUUCUUGGAAUUCAUUUGGGUUUGCGUGAGCCGGGGAAAGUCAAGCGAGGCGAUGUCAUUUAUAUCGGCAUUAAAAAAUAGAUAACUUAUUAUUGUCUUUUAUAUAUACAUACAUAUAUUAUUUAGCAUAUAUUUUUAUAUUUAUGAAUACAUUUUAUGCUAUUUGCUUUUGAUUAAAUUUUUAUAACGAAUGUAAUAAUUUUAGGCGCAAACAACAGCAUACUUCUUUUUUUAUAAUUCGUACAUGUUUAUUUUAUUAAAUACAUGUUUUUUGUGUGCACAUACUCGUAUACAGUGUGUGAUGUAAAAAAUAUAGAUACAUA
Molecule: messenger RNA, 2458 nt
Organism: Rhagoletis zephyria (snowberry fruit fly)
Lineage: Eukaryota; Metazoa; Arthropoda; Insecta; Diptera; Tephritidae
Molecular function (GO): pyridoxal phosphate binding; molybdenum ion binding; catalytic activity
Source: RefSeq, a predicted model, not a curated record